GCAGCUGACACGCGGCGAGAGAGACGCAGAUGGAGAAAGUGAAAGAAUCCUGAGGAGAAGAAACCCAGAGGAGCGACCAGCAGAGACAGAGGGAGAAGAGGAGGAAGAAAGAGAGAGAGAGGAGGAGGAGUGGAUGGUAGAGAGCCGGAGACGCGGCGCGCCGGAGGGAGAAAGAUGGCCUCGGUAACGGCGGAGAAUGGCUUCAGCACCGCGAACAGCUCCGGUAGAAUGAACGGACUCAACAGCGCGAUUCCCAUGAAAGAUCACGACGCCAUCAAGCUCUUCGUCGGCCAGAUCCCGCGCAACCUGGAGGAGAAAGACCUCAAGCCUCUGUUCGAGGAGUUCGGGAAGAUCUACGAGCUCACGGUGCUCAAGGACCGGUUCACCGGGAUGCAUAAAGGAUGUGCCUUUCUAACGUACUGUGCCAGAGAGUCGGCGCUGAAGGCCCAGAGCGCUCUCCACGAACAAAAGACUCUUCCCGGGAUGAACCGGCCCAUCCAGGUGAAACCGGCCGACAGUGAAGGACGAGGAGAAGACCGGAAGCUGUUUGUGGGCAUGCUGGGGAAGCAGCAGAGCGAAGACGACGUUCGGCGGCUCUUCGAUUCGUUCGGGCAGAUCGAGGAGUGCACCGUCCUGCGGGGGCCUGAUGGGGCCAGUAAGGGCUGUGCUUUUGUGAAGUUUUCCAGUCAUGCUGAAGCCCAGGCGGCGAUUAACAGUCUCCACGGAGGACAGACGAUGAUGCCGGGUGCGUCCUCCAGUCUGGUGGUGAAGUUUGCAGACACUGAUAAGGAGCGGACGCUGCGCCGGAUGCAUCAGAUGGCCGGUCAGCUCGGGAUCUUCAGUCCUAUGACCAUCCAGUUUGGAGCGUACGGAGCUUACACACACGCUCAGAUCCUCCAGCAGCAGCAGGCAGCGAUCAUGGCAGCGACGCAGGGCUCGUAUCUCAACCCCAUGGCAGCCAUCGCCGCCGCUCAGAUGCAGCAGAUAGCAGCUUUCAACGUCAACGGCCUGGUGGCUGCACCCAUGACACCUUCUUCAGGCACCAGCACUCCCCCCGGCAUCAGCGGCACCGCCGUGCCCAGCAUCGCUGCUCCGCUCGGGGUCAACGGCUUCAGCGCUCUGCCUCCUCAGACCAACGGACAGCCUGCCUCCGAAGCCAUCUACACCAACGGCAUCCACCCGUACCCAGCACAGAGUCCGACGGUGGCUGAUCCUCUCCAGCAGGCGUACGCCGGAGUGCAGCACUAUGCAGCAGCCUAUCCUGCCGCUUAUGCACCAAUCAGCCAAGCGUUUCCGCAGCAACCAGCCAUCAUCCCCCAGCAACAGCGGGAAGGACCGGAGGGCUGUAAUCUGUUCAUUUAUCACCUGCCGCAGGAGUUUGGAGACGCCGAGCUCAUGCAGAUGUUUCUGCCGUUUGGUAACGUAAUUUCCGCCAAAGUCUUCGUGGACCGGGCGACCAAUCAGAGCAAGUGUUUCGGAUUCGUCAGCUUUGAUAACCCGUCCAGCGCUCAGGCAGCCAUCCAGGCCAUGAACGGCUUUCAGAUCGGCAUGAAGAGGCUCAAAGUCCAGCUGAAGCGGCCCAAGGACGCCAACCGGCCGUACUGACCCUGACUGACCCUGACUGACCCCUGCUCCUUCACUCACAGGUCUGUCCAGACGCUCUUCAACAGCUUUAGUGCUUUAAAUAAAGGGUUCAAAUGAUUAGUGCAAAUGAGCUUAAUUGCUGUCUGCAUUAAAGCAUAUAUAUAUACAGUAUAUGUUAACAUAAAGACAUGACAGAUUUCUGGGUGUCUGGUAUUGAUAUAUGAAUCCUUUUAUAUUCAGUUUGGUUACAAGUUAGUUACAAAUACGUUUCUAACUGAUACAAAAAUGCGAUGAAAUGUGUUACAAAAAAGUAACUGCGUUCCAUUUAGAUUUUUUGUAUCUCUGUAUUCCUAUCAGUGUUCUUUAAGGCUUGUUUUUGUUGUUUUUAUGCAUAAAAGUAAGCCUUGGAUGUGAUUCAAGCCGACCAUGAAAAGGAUCUUUGACACACGGUUUCCACCAGAAAAUAAAAUCAAAUAGUUAUUGAUUAUCUAAAGGGUUACUCUCUCGUCUGGAAAAGAUUGGGGGUUAAACUCGGGAUAAAACUAAAGAUUGCUUUCAUUUUCAGGAACUGAUGAUGAAUUGCUGAAAGGUGUGCUAGAUCUUCAGCACGAUUAGUCUUGAUUCUCUCACUUCUUUCUGAACAAUAUUCAUACUAAACUGUUAUAUCCACAGCUGUCAAGCUCUAAAAAAGGACCAAAAUAUGUAUAUAUAUUGAGAACGAGCAUCAUUUUUAAUUCUUCAGUAUUUGAUUUUACUUUGC
This is a messenger RNA of Puntigrus tetrazona (Sumatra barb), 2344 nucleotides long. RefSeq names its product CUGBP Elav-like family member 6 (gene celf6). The coding region runs from base 175 to 1605 and encodes 476 amino acids. Gene Ontology annotation, cellular component: nucleus; ribonucleoprotein complex; cytoplasm. Gene Ontology annotation, molecular function: mRNA binding. The transcript is spliced from 12 exons. NCBI's taxonomy places the organism in Eukaryota, Metazoa, Chordata, Actinopteri, Cypriniformes, Cyprinidae. The record is from RefSeq and is a predicted model, not a curated record. Gene Ontology annotation, biological process: mRNA splice site recognition; regulation of alternative mRNA splicing, via spliceosome.